AAACCCCAGUCCUAAACAUGGAGCUCUCCACCAAGAGGCAAGUGCUCUUUGUAAGCAGUGAUGAAGGGGUCGUCCAGCUUCCUGUGCAGAGGUGUGAGCUGUACGGUAAAGCGUGUGUAGACUGCUGUCUAGCUCGUGACCCAUACUGCGCUUGGGACGGGUCCUCCUGUACUAACUACUUCCCUAGCAACAAAAGGCAUGCCCGGAGACAGGAUGUGAGGUAUGGAGACCCCUGGAGCCAGUGUCAGGACAUGAGAGACGAGAAUGCUGAACUGAAGACAGUUUACGCUGUGGAGACAAACUCAACCUUCCUGGAAUGUGUCCCACGUUCACCACAAGCCAUGAUCAAGUGGAUAAUUCAGCCAAACCACAGCCAAAGCAGCAAAGAGUUGGUUCCAGGUGAAGAAAAUCUCAUCCACAUGCAACGCGGGCUCCUCCUCCAGCACUUAGCAUUCGCUAAUGCUGGCCUGUACCUCUGCGUAGCCUACGAACACUCAUUUUCCCGCACGCUAGCCCGCUACGAGGUCCACGUUAUCCCCCAGAACCACAUGUCGAGAGUGCAGAACACCCAUCCCGGAAAUCACGCAACCUCGCCACGGGCCUACAAGGAACUCCAUCUAAUGGGAGUUAGCGAGCUAACGUCUGAUGAGUACUGUGAACAUCUUUGGUACCGCGAAAAACGACGACAGCAAAAACUACGCUCGCUAAA
Molecule: messenger RNA, 709 nt
Organism: Sinocyclocheilus grahami
Lineage: Eukaryota; Metazoa; Chordata; Actinopteri; Cypriniformes; Cyprinidae
Product: semaphorin-3D-like
Exons: 5
Biological process (GO): semaphorin-plexin signaling pathway; axon guidance; neural crest cell migration
Cellular component (GO): plasma membrane
Molecular function (GO): chemorepellent activity; semaphorin receptor binding
Source: RefSeq, a predicted model, not a curated record